GCGGGUGUGGGGGGUGGGGAGGAGGGCACUGGACAGACUAUAGGGACAUUCCUGGGGGCAUGGAGAUCUUCCAAAGACAGGGAGGUCUCUAAGCACUGAUUCCUUGGGGGUAAGGUCUCAAGGCCCCCAGUAGGAGCAGUAGGCCAUGAAGGUCUCCGGAAGGGCCUGAAGGAGGCAGCAGUGCUGGGGUGCAAUCACACAUGGAGGGACAUGUGGGAGGGUGUCUCAAGGACUUGAAGGACCCGGGAGAGGGGUCUGGGGAUGGGAAGAGUAUCAGCCAAUCUUGCGUGUGUGGCCCUCCGCAGCAGCCGCGCUGGCAUGGGCGUGAAGCGGAGCCUCCAGAGCGGGGGCACCUUGCUGGGCUUCUUGGCCAAAAUCCUCACGAUUUUCUCCACUACCACCAACUACUGGAUCCGCUAUCCCGGGGGCCAUAGUGGCUUGUGGCAGGAGUGUAAUGGUGGCACCUGCUCCAGCAUCCCCUGCCAGACCAUGCUGGCGGUGACAGAGGCGUGCAUGGUGCGCGGCAUCGGGUGUUUGGUGAUGGGGCUGAGGAUCCUGUGCCACGAGGGCGACUCACGGGGCCAGACUACGAGCGGCAUCUUCUUCCUCUACGGCCUGCUGCUGCUGAUUGCCUUGACAGGCUACACAGUGAAGAACGCGAAGAACGAUGUCUUCUUCUCGUGGUCCUGUUUUUCGGGGUGGCUGGCUUUACCCUUCUCUAUUCUCGCGGGUUUCUGCUUUCUGCUGGCGGACAGGGUCUUGCAGAGCACGGAUGCCCUCAGUGGAUUCCCUGUGUGCUUGUGA
Mustela erminea (ermine) is the source of this 804-nucleotide messenger RNA. RefSeq names its product claudin domain containing 2 (gene CLDND2). The record is from RefSeq and is a predicted model, not a curated record. Lineage: Eukaryota; Metazoa; Chordata; Mammalia; Carnivora; Mustelidae. Gene Ontology annotation, cellular component: plasma membrane.